Molecule: messenger RNA, 1335 nt
Organism: Gilbertella persicaria
Lineage: Eukaryota; Fungi; Mucoromycota; Mucoromycetes; Mucorales; Choanephoraceae
Product: kinase-like domain-containing protein
Exons: 2
Coding region: 1-1335 (444 amino acids)
Biological process (GO): intracellular signal transduction; protein phosphorylation
Cellular component (GO): cytoplasm
Molecular function (GO): ATP binding; protein serine/threonine kinase activity
Source: RefSeq, a predicted model, not a curated record
AUGACGCCUGUCGAAAAUACAGCAGAAAACCUUUAUGUCAGUAGACGUAGAGACAGUAGCGAUGCUCAGAGCUAUCACAGUGUAGAGUCAAACCAAUCUGUAGGCUCUGCUAGCAAGCAUUCUUCUCAUCAAAACAAACUAAGCAGAUCGAUUGGAAGUUUCAUUGCAAGUCCAAGUUCUUGGACAAAAAAACAUUUGCAUCAUCACCAUCAUCAUUCAGAACUUUCAUCACCUUAUGCUAAUGUGCCUCGCUUAAAUGAAAAAUAUGGCGACUAUGUCAAAUCAAACAAAAAGUCCAACUCCAAAUCAUCAGGAGCAACCAACAAGAAAAACAUUGCCAGUGGUGCGACAGCUGUGAUACGUUUGGUUCAAUCGCCGAAAGGAGGACGCAUCUUGGCUGUAAAAGAAUUCAUGAAAAAGGACAGGAAUGAAGAUGAAAAAGACUACCUCAAACGUAUGCACAAUGAAUAUUGUAUCAGCAAGACUGUCAGUGGACAUCCAAAUAUAGUUGAAACAAUGGAUUUAGUCGUAGACGAACAUGACCGCUGGUGUACAGUCAUGGAAUAUUGUGAUGGUGGUGAUUUGUUUAGUUUGUUAUCAGAAAAAUCAUCGAUGCCUAUAAUGGAAUCAGCUUGCUUAUUCAAACAACUUAUGCUAGGCUUACAACAUUUACAUCAUUUGGGCAUUGCUCAUCGUGACAUUAAACCGGAAAAUCUCGUCUUGACAAAGGGUGGCACACUUAAAAUUGCUGAUUUUGGUGUUGCCGAUGUAGUCCAGACAUGCUUUGAAAAAGAACCACAUGUCUCUCGCAAAUGGUGUGGUUCAGAGCCCUUUUGGUCUCCUGAGAUUUGGUCAUUAAAAAGUCAAGAAGACGGCUAUAAUGGUCAAGCUUUUGAUGUUUGGAGUGCAGCGGUCACUUUUAUCUGUAUUCGAUUUCAACAAUUACCUUUUGCUGUUGCAUUUUAUACAGGAAGACCAAAUGCUAGUCCCCUUCCCGAUGCUAAACCUAACUCGCCUGCUGCAAUUGCUGCUCAAGCGGCUGAUGGAGGUGAUAGAGACUAUGGUUUGUAUGCUGAGCAACGAGCCAAGUUGGGUGCUUUUGCGUGUGACUUAUGGGACAAUUUGAGUGGUAAGGAUCAUCUUUCGGACGAUGAAAAGGAAUGUUUGGCAGGCAUGUUAGAUCCAAAUCCAGACACACGGUGGACAGCUGAUCAAGUCUUGGAAUCAAAAUGGAUACAAACAGUUGAACUUUGCCAUGAUGGAGAACUUCCAAAUGGCUGGAGACACUAUCAUACAUGCUUUAGUGUAUCUGAUCAUUCGCCUAGAUCUCGUUAA